Priceomyces carsonii is the source of this 1215-nucleotide messenger RNA. Its product is annotated as cystathionine beta-lyase. Gene Ontology annotation, biological process: transsulfuration; 'de novo' L-methionine biosynthetic process. Bases 1 to 1215 code for a protein of 404 amino acids. Gene Ontology annotation, molecular function: pyridoxal phosphate binding. Gene Ontology annotation, cellular component: cytoplasm. Lineage: Eukaryota; Fungi; Ascomycota; Pichiomycetes; Serinales; Debaryomycetaceae. The transcript has a single exon. The record is from RefSeq and is a predicted model, not a curated record.
AUGGGUCAGAAGAAAGCAUAUAGUUUGGAGACAGAGCUAGUGCUCGCCAAGUCAAAUGACCAAUACAAUGCGUCUGUUCCACCUCUCUAUCAAUCUGCAACUUUCAAGCAGCCGUCAUUGUCAAAUAUGGGCGAAUACGACUACACCAGAUCUGGAAAUCCUACGAGAACUUUAUUGCAGAACCAUGUGGCCAAGAUUAUGAAAGCAAAGUAUACGUUUGCGGUGACAAGCGGAAUGGGAUGUCUUGAUGUAAUAACUAAAUUAUUGAGUCCAGGAGAUGAAGUCAUAGCCGGUGAUGACUUGUACGGAGGAACAAACAGAUUGUUAACAUAUUUGAAUAAGAAAGGAGACUUGAAAGUCUCGCACUAUGAUACCACUAAUACCGAAUUAAUCAAGUCAAAAAUUACUACAAAUACAAGGAUGAUUUUUUUGGAAUCGCCAACGAACCCCUUAAUCAAAGUUGUGGAUGUCAGAGCAAUCUCUGAUCAUGCGCACUUGGUUAAUCCAGAUAUUAUUGUUGUGUUUGAUAACACAAUGAUGUCUCCGGUUCUCAUGACUCCUUUGAACCUCGGGGUUGAUAUCCAAUACGAAUCUGCUACGAAAUACCUCAAUGGGCAUCAUGACAUUAUGGCCGGAAUCAUCGCCACUAGAAGUGAAAAAUUAGCCGAGCAAGUAUAUUUUGUUAUAAAUUCCACCGGUUGUGGAUUAUCUCCUUUCGAUUCAUGGCUUUUAAGUAGAGGCUUAAGAACCCUAGCAAUAAGGGUCGAAAGACAACAGCAGAAUUGCGUGAAAAUUGCAGAGUUCUUAUCGAAUAUUGGUUUCAAAGUUAGAUAUGCUGGUUUAAAAAGUCAUCCUCAAUAUCAUCUUCAUAAGUCCAUGUGUGAAGGAGCUGGUGCUGUAUUGAGUUUCGAGACAGGAAGUAUCAAGACAUCAGAGAAAAUAGUCGAAAGUACAGAAAUUUUUGGCAUUGCAGUAUCAUUUGGUUGCGUUAACUCUUUGAUAUCCAUGCCAUGCAAGAUGUCUCAUGCAUCGAUUGACGCAACCACAAGAGAAGAGAGGGAUUUUCCCGAGGAUUUAAUAAGAUUAUGCAUCGGAAUAGAAAACUGUGACGAUCUUAUAGAUGACCUCAGCAAAGCAUUGUUAAAGAGUGGGGCAGUUAAGAUUAAUGAUAGAGAUGAAUUGUAUAAUGCAGUUGGCGUACAUGCGAAAUUAUAG